Pelobates cultripes (western spadefoot toad) is the source of this 327-nucleotide messenger RNA. NCBI's taxonomy places the organism in Eukaryota, Metazoa, Chordata, Amphibia, Anura, Pelobatidae. The record is from the annotation of a GenBank genome assembly.
AUGAAACGCCACCACCGCUCCUUGCAACGCUCUAAAGCAUUUUUUUACACCCAUGCUAAUAAGGGGGGACGAUUCCUUGCCCAUCUACUGAGGGGCCAGACGCCCCGCACUCAGGUUCGCAGGUUACACCUCACCUCAGGCGGGAUCUCUGGCCUACCGACGGAUAUUGCAGGGGAAUUCCAGUUGUUCUAUCGAUCCCUGUACAACUUGGAUGCGGAUAAAACGCAGGCGCAAUCGGCAAUGAUAAUGGCCCGCACGCGGGAUUACCUCCGCGACACAGUCGGACCAACAAUCCCGCCGGAUACAGCUACCGACCUAGAGACCCAG